GAAAUGAGAGACGGGGGCUUGGAGGCAUAUUUUUUGAUGAUUUAAACGACUAUGAUCAAGAAAUGCUCCUCUCUUUUGCCACUGAGUGUGCCAACUCUGUGGUUGAUGCAUAUAUACCAAUUAUAGAAAGGAGAAAGGAUAUGCCAUUCACUGAUAAACACAAGGCAUGGCAGCAACUGAGAAGGGGCCAUUAUGUGGAAUUCAAUUUGGUGUAUGAUCGAGGAACAACAUUCGGUCUUAAAAGUGGAUGCCGGAUUGAAAGCAUUCUUGUCUCUUUGCCGCUAACAGCCAGAUGGGAAUAUGACCAUGUAAGUAUUGAGAUGAAUGGGUUGGGUAACGGGUCAAACGAGUUCGGAUUGAACCAUAUUGUUUUUUUUUUUUUUGUAUGGGUUGUAAUAGGCUGGAGUCUGGUUGACCUAACCCUCAUUUUUUAUUAACUUCUAGUUUUCUUA
Messenger RNA from Helianthus annuus (common sunflower), 452 nucleotides. RefSeq names its product oxygen-dependent coproporphyrinogen-III oxidase, chloroplastic-like. The record is from RefSeq and is a predicted model, not a curated record. Gene Ontology annotation, molecular function: coproporphyrinogen oxidase activity. Gene Ontology annotation, cellular component: cytoplasm; chloroplast stroma. The transcript is spliced from 3 exons. Lineage: Eukaryota; Viridiplantae; Streptophyta; Magnoliopsida; Asterales; Asteraceae. The coding region runs from base 63 to 437 and encodes 124 amino acids.